AUGGCUUAUAGAGUUGUCAUCAACUUCACUUUCUUCUUCCUUUUGCUUGCUACCUUGGUUCCUCUUAUUCAAAUGUUUCCCUUUUGUAGAAACCAGCUUGACAUGAAUUUCUAUGAAGGAUCAUGUCCCCGUUUGCCCAUGAUUGUUAGAUAUGGUGUUUGGUCAGCCAUCAGUAAUGACAACAGAAUGGCUGCGUCCCUCCUUCGGUUGCACUUUCACGAUUGCAUAGUAAAUGGCUGUGAUGGUUCGGUGCUUCUUGAUGACACACCAUAUUUCACUGGAGAAAAGAAUGCUCCUCCUAAUCGCAAAUCAAUUCGAGGGUUUGAAGUCAUUGAUAGCAUAAAAGAACAAGUUGAAAGGCUAUGCCCAUCGAUAGUUUCCUGUGCUGAUAUAUUAGCCUUAGCAGCUAGGGAAGCUAUUGAUCUGGUUGGAGGGCCUUCUUGGCCUGUUGCAUUAGGCCGAAGAGAUGCAAUAACUACAAGUCAAGCAGCGGCUAAUCAACAAAUUCCCUCACCAAUCGAGCCUCUAGAUAACAUAAUUGCAAAGUUUGCUUCAAAGGGUCUUGACUUGAGGGAUGUUGUAGUCCUUUCAGGAGGACAUACAAUUGGUUUUGCCCAAUGCUUCACCUUCAAAAGGAGGCUUUUUGACUUUCAAGGCUCUGGCAAACCUGAUCCUGUGCUUGACUCUUUACUUCUCUCAAAAUUGCAAAACAUGUGUCCAAAUAAAGACACUUCAAACAGCAAUCUAGCUCCUCUCGAUGCUACAACUACUCUUACAUUUGAUAAUGAAUACUACAGAAAUCUUGUGAGCAACUCAGGGCUUCUUGAUUCUGACCAAGCACUAAUUGGAGAUCCAAGGACUGCUUCUAUGGUUUAUUAUUACAGCACCAAUCAAUUUUCCUUCUAUAAUGAUUUUGCUGCAUCCAUGGUGAAGCUUAGUAAUGUGGGAGUACUUACAGGACUACAAGGACAAAUUAGAAAGAAAUGUGGCUCUGUAAACUAA
Molecule: messenger RNA, 1002 nt
Organism: Abrus precatorius (Indian licorice)
Lineage: Eukaryota; Viridiplantae; Streptophyta; Magnoliopsida; Fabales; Fabaceae
Product: peroxidase 10-like
Exons: 4
Coding region: 1-1002 (333 amino acids)
Biological process (GO): hydrogen peroxide catabolic process; response to oxidative stress
Molecular function (GO): heme binding; peroxidase activity
Source: RefSeq, a predicted model, not a curated record